CUACAUGGGGCUCGAACCCGCAGACCGUGAGAUCAUGACCUGAGCCGAAAUCACGAGUCAAACACUUAACCGACUAAGCCACCCAGGUGCCCCAUGACCCCUGUUUUACCGAUGAGAAAGCUAUGGUUGAGAUAGAUCUAGUAACGCAGUCAAGGUUGUAUUCUCUCAAGUGACAGAUCUGGAAUUCCAACAGGCCUCUCACCUCUAUCGAGUUCUUGCAGCUGAGCAAUAUUUUAUAUUGCACAGUAAAAAAAAAUGAUAACUUUGGUUUCUCCUUUCGGGAAAUGUAAAAACAAUUAUCUCAAUGUAUUUUGUGCUCAUUCUAGUUAAUUUGUUAUAAUGUAGGGUAUAUCAUCUAAAGUAAGAGUUACAUGUUUCAUGUUAGCUGAUUUCCCCCCCUCCCCCAAACCAGCUAUUGAAUGCCAUCAUUUAAGAAAAUGUGUUAAAGACGCUGCGAUGCCAUAUAAAAUAGCAUCUAAACUGGGACAUUGUUGUCUGAGGCACUUUUGCCUGGGACAGGUGCUCCGUAAAAAAAGACUAGGGACCUAGGGACGGCAGGAAUGAACCAGGAUAGCAGGUCUCCCUAGAUAAGGUGGACCCUGCUCUUGUAAUUCAUCAGCCUUUAGCUGCAAAAAAAAAAAAAAAAAAAAAAAAAAAAAUUGCCUUCUGAUUUUUGUUACGCUUUUCUGUUGCCUUCCUGUGAUAUGGUUUGGAGGCCAGCAAAUUCAUAAUGGUAGGUUUCUUUCUAGUUUAAUUUGGCAGCUAUGCGGUAAAUCAAUUGAUAGAAUAAAUGAAUCAAACCGUAAGCUUAGUUUAAAAAUGCAUAACAACCCUCUGUGGAAAAUUUAAAUAUGAACGUCAUUAAAAAGUCUGAGUACUACCCUGUAACCUCUUGUGUUUUUGGCAUCUGAAGUAAGUCUGCAAGUAAUAAUUAAAAUCCCUUACAGUUCUCUUUUCUGACUUCAAAAGUACUGCCCAUGAUUGGAGAGACUAAAAUAGAAUGUGCUGUAUGUAUUCUCUUCAGACUGUCUUUUGAUAGGUCUCUCACUCAAAGUCGAGAAAAUGACCUCCCAUUUAAAAUUUUUAAAAGGUAAUUCUAAUCUUCAGCAAAACAGCAAGAAUAGUGCAGUGAACACCUGUAUCUCUUCCUAGGUUUACCCAUUAUUAAUCUUUUGCCAUAGAGUUUUAUCAUGCCAGUUCACGCCUAAGUAAGACAAUGUGUACCUCCUAAGAACCAGGGCAUUCUACAUAACCAUCGCAUUGUCAUGCACGGGGAUUUAGUGCAAGAAGAAGAACAGUUGAUGGAAGAAAAGAAAAAGAAAAAAGACGACAAGAAAAAGAAGGAAGCUGCUCAAAAGAAGGCCACUGAACAAAAAAUCAAAGUGCCAGAACAGAUAAAGCCCAGUGUAAGCCAGCCUCAGCCUGCCAACUCUAAUAACGGCACUUCCACAGCAACCAGCACUAAUAAUAAUGCCAAGCGAGCCACAGCCAACAAUCCGCAGCAGCCGCAGCCGCCGCAGCAGCCGCCACAGCCGCCACAGCAGCCGCAGCAGCCGCAGCCGCAGCCGCAGCCACCACAGGCCUUGCCUCGGUAUCCUCGGGAAGUACCACCACGAUUUCGCCACCAGGAACACAAACAGCUUCUAAAGAGGGGUCAGCAUUUUCCUGUCAUAGCAGCAAACCUGGGAUCUGCUGUUAAAGUGUUAAGCAGCCAGUCAGAAAGCAGUGCUUUAACAAAUCAACAGCCACAAAAUAACGGAGAGGUGCAGAACAGCAAAAACCAGUCAGAUCUAAACCACAAUACUUCAGGAUCCCAUUAUGAAAAUUCGCAGCGGGGACCUGUGUCUUCUCCGAGUGACUCUAGCACAAAUUGUAAGAAUGCUGUUGUGAACGACUCCCCUGAGAAAGAAGUAUGGCCCUCAGUCCCUGGCAGUGAUCCAGAGUUGGCUUCAGAAUGUAUGGAUGCUGAUUCUGUCUCCAGUUCUGAAUCAGAGAGAAACAUCACUAUCAUGGCUUCAGGGAACACAGGUGGUGAAAAAGAUGGCCUUCGGAAUAGCACUGGACUUGGUUCCCAAAACAAGUUUGUGGUUGGUAGCAGCAGCAAUAAUGUGGGCCAUGGAGGUAGUACUGGGCCAUGGGGUUUUUCCCAUGGAGCCAUAAUAAGCACAUGUCAGGUCUCUGUGGAUGCUCCUGAAAGCAAAUCAGAAAGUAGCAACAAUAGAAUGAAUGCUUGGGGCACUGUAAGUUCUUCAUCAAAUGGAGGGUUAAAUCCAAGCACUUUGAAUCCAGCUAGCAACCAUGGUGCCUGGCCAGUAUUAGAAAACAACGGACUUGCCCUAAAAGGGCCUGUAGGGAGCGGUAGUUCCGGCAUCAAUAUUCAGUGCAGUACCAUAGGCCAGAUGCCUAACAAUCAGAGUAUUAACUCUAAAGUGGGUGGUUCUGCCACCCAUGGUACCUGGGGAAGCCUUCAGGAAACUUGUGAAUCUGAAGUAAGUGGUACACAGAAGGUUUCAUUCAGUGGUCAACCUCAGAAUAUUACCACUGAAAUGACUGGACCAAAUAACACUACUAACUUUAUGACCUCUAGUUUACCAAACUCCGGUUCAGUACAGAAUAAUGAACUGCCUAGUAAUACAGGGGCCUGGCGUGUGAGCACAAUGAAUCCUCCUCAGAUACAGGCUCCGUCAGUUAUGAAUGGCACUUCCCUUUCUCACCUUAGCAAUGGAGAGUCAAAAAGUGGAGGCUCUUACGGUACUACGUGGGGUGCCUAUGGUUCUAAUUACUCUGGAGACAAAUGUUCGAGCCCUAACGGCCAAGCUAAUGGUGACACUGUGAAUGCAACUCUAAUGCAGCCUGGCAUGAAUGGGCCUGUGGGCACUAACUUUCAAGUUAACGCAAAUAAAGGAGGAGGCGUGUGGGAGUCCGGGGCAGCGGGUUCCCAGAGUGCGUCAUGGGGAAGCGGGAAUGGCGCCAGUUCUGGAGGAAGUCGAAGAGGGUGGGGAGCUCCCGCACAAAACACUGGCACUAAUCUACCCGGCGCGGAGUGGAGCAAACUGCCUAGCAAUCAGCAUUCCAAUGACAGUGCAAACGGCAAUGGUAAGAAGUUUACAAACGGAUGGAAAUCUACUGAGGAAGAGGAUCAGGGUGCUGCCACAUCCCAGACAAACGAGCAGAACAGCGUGUGGGCCAAAACAGGAGGAACAGUGGAGAGUGAAGGUAGUACAGAAAGCACUGGACGCCUCGAGGAAAAAGCAACUGGGGAAAGUCAGAGUAGAGAUAGGAGGAAAAUUGAUCAGCACACAUUACUCCAAAGCAUCGUGAACAGGACUGACUUGGAUCCACGUGUCCUCUCCAACUCUGGUUGGGGACAGACUCCGAUUAAGCAGAAUACUGCCUGGGACACCGAAACUUCACCUAGAGGGGAAAGAAAGACUGACAAUGGGACAGAGGCCUGGGGAAGCUCUGCCACACAGACUUUUAACUCAGGGGCGUGUGUAGAUAAGACUAGCCCUACUAGUAACGAUACCUCAUCUGUAUCGGGGUGGGGAGAUCCCAAACCUGCUCUGCGGUGGGGAGAUUCCAAAGGCUCGAACUGCCAGGGGGGAUGGGAAGAUGAUUCUGCUGCUACAGGAACGGUCAAGAGCAAUCAGUGGGGGAACUGCAAAGAAGAGAAGUCCACGUGGAAUGAUUCGCAAAAGAGCAAACAGGGAUGGGGUGACGGGCAAAAAUCAAACCAAGGGUGGGCCGUGUCCACCAGCGAUAACUGGGGAGAAACUUCGAGGAGUAACCAUUGGGGUGAGGCUAACAAGAAAUCUAGCUCAGGAGGUAGUGACAGUGACCGGUCCGUUUCCGGUUGGAACGAACUUGGUAAAACUAGUUCUUUUACUUGGGGAAAUAACAUAAAUCCAAAUAAUUCAUCAGGAUGGGAUGAAUCUUCUAAACCUAAUCCUUCCCAGGGAUGGGGAGAUCCUCCAAAGUCUAAUCAGUCUCUAGGUUGGGGAGAUUCGUCGAAGCCAGUCGGUUCUCCAGACUGGAACAAGCCACAAGACCUUGUCGGAUCCUGGGGGAUCCCGCCAGCUACAGGCAAACCUCCCGGUACAGGCUGGCUGGGAGGACCUAUACCAGCCCCGACAAAGGAAGAAGAGCCCACAGGCUGGGAGGAACCAUCCCCGGAAUCCAUACGUCGCAAAAUGGAGAUUGAUGACGGAACUUCGGCUUGGGGAGACCCAAGCAAGUACAACUACAAAAAUGUGAACAUGUGGAACAGAAACGUCCCGAACGGCAGCGGCCGUUCAGACCAGCAAGCACAGGUCCAGCAGCUGCUCCCGUCUGCAAGUGCCAUCUCCAGCAAAGAGGCGGGCGGCGGCUCCGGCUGGGGUGAGCCCUGGGGGGAGCCUUCUACUCCAGCCACAACUGUGGAUAAUGGUACUUCAGCAUGGGGUAAACCCAUAGACAGUGGUCCCAGCUGGGGGGAGCCCGUUGCUGCGGCAUCCAGCACGUCCACGUGGGGCUCCAGCUCUGUUGGUCCUCAAGCGUUAAGCAAAUCUGGGCCAAAAUCUAUGCAAGAUGGCUGGUGUGGUGAUGAUAUGCCAUUGCCUGGAAAUCGCCCCACUGGCUGGGAAGAGGAAGAGGAUGUAGAGAUUGGAAUGUGGAAUAGUAAUUCAUCUCAAGAGCUUAACUCAUCUUUAAAUUGGCCACCAUAUACAAAGAAAAUGUCAUCGAAGGGUCUGAGUGGCAAAAAAAGGAGAAGGGAAAGGGGAACCAUGAAAGGUGGAAACAAACAAGAAGAAGCGUGGAUAAAUCCAUUCGUUAAACAGUUUUCAAAUAUCAGUUUUUCGAGAGACUCACCAGAAGAAAACGUACAGAGCAAUAAGAUGGACCUUUCUGGAGGAAUGUUACAAGACAAACGAAUGGACAUAGAUAAACAUAGCCUAAAUAUUGGUGAUUACAAUCGAACGGUCGGGAAAGGCCCUGGUUCUCGGCCUCAGAUUUCCAAAGAGUCUUCCAUGGAGCGCAGUCCUUAUUUUGAUAAGGAUGGCAUUGUAGCAGAUGAAUCCCAAAACAUGCAGUUUAUGUCCAGUCAAAGCAUGAAGCUUCCCCCUUCAAAUAGUGCACUACCUAACCAGGCCCUUGGCUCCAUAGCAGGGCUGGGUAUGCAAAACUUGAAUUCUGUUAGACAGAAUGGCAAUCCCAGUAUGUUCGGUGUUGGAAACACAGCAGCACAAGCCCGGGGCCUGCAGCAGCCUCCAGCACAACCUCUUAGUUCAUCUCAGCCUAAUCUCCGUGCUCAAGUGCCUCCUCCAUUACUCUCCCCUCAGGUUCCAGUUUCAUUGCUGAAGUAUGCACCAAACAACGGUGGCCUGAAUCCGCUCUUUGGCCCUCAACAGGUAGCCAUGCUGAACCAGCUAUCCCAACUAAACCAGCUUUCUCAGAUCUCCCAGUUACAGCGAUUGUUAGCGCAGCAGCAAAGGGCGCAGAGUCAGAGAAGCGUGCCUUCUGGGAACCGGCAGCAGCAAGACCAGCAGGGUCGACCUCUUAGUGUGCAGCAGCAAAUGAUGCAGCAGUCUCGCCAACUGGACCCCAACCUGUUGGUGAAGCAACAGACCCCGCCAGCUCAGCAGCAGCCACUCCAUCAGCCAGCCAUGAAACCUUUCCUCGAGAACGUCAUGCCCCACACUACACCCGAGCUGCAGAAAGGGCCGUCACCAAUAAAUGCUUUCAGCAACUUCCCUAUAGGCUUGAACUCAAACUUGAAUGUAAAUAUGGAUAUGAACAGUAUUAAAGAGCCACAGUCAAGACUAAGGAAGUGGACUACAGUGGACAGCAUUUCUGUGAACACAUCUUUGGAUCAAAACUCCAGCAAACAUGGUGCUAUUUCAAGUGGUUUCAGGCUGGAAGAGUCUCCGUUUGUUCCCUAUGACUUUAUGAACAGCAGUACUUCUCCAGCCAGUCCUCCAGGUUCAAUAGGAGACGGCUGGCCACGUGCCAAAUCGCCUAACGGCUCUAGCAGUGUUAAUUGGCCACCAGAAUUUCGCCCUGGUGAACCAUGGAAAGGUUAUCCAAACAUCGACCCUGAAACUGACCCUUACGUCACUCCUGGCAGUGUCAUAAACAAUCUUUCAAUUAAUACUGUGCGGGAAGUUGACCACCUCAGGGACAGGAACAGUGGGUCAUCCUCAUCCUUGAACACCACGCUGCCUUCAACUAGUGCCUGGUCAUCCAUUCGUGCCUCCAACUACAACGUUCCCCUCAGCAGUACAGCACAAAGCACUUCAGCCAGAAAUAGUGAUUCCAAAUUGACAUGGUCUCCUGGUUCAGUUACAAACACCUCUCUGGCUCAUGAGCUGUGGAAGGUCCCUUUACCACCUAAAAACAUCACUGCUCCGUCCCGCCCACCUCCGGGACUGACUGGUCAGAAGCCACCCUUGUCUACGUGGGAUAACUCUCCCCUUCGUGUAGGUGGAGGAUGGGGAAAUUCUGACGCCAGGUAUACCCCAGGUUCCAGCUGGGGUGAGAGCAGCUCAGGGAGAAUAACAAAUUGGCUUGUUCUAAAGAACCUUACACCUCAGAUCGAUGGCUCAACUCUGCGUACUCUGUGCAUGCAGCACGGCCCACUGAUAACAUUCCACCUGAACCUCCCACAUGGAAAUGCUCUGGUCCGUUACAGCUCAAAAGAAGAGGUAGUGAAGGCACAGAAGUCUCUGCACAUGUGUGUAUUGGGGAACACUACUAUUCUUGCUGAGUUUGCCAGUGAAGAGGAGAUCAGCCGUUUCUUUGCACAAAGUCAGUCUCUGACCCCUUCUCCCGGCUGGCAGUCUCUCGGGUCCAGCCAGAGCCGGCUGGGCUCCCUCGACUGUUCGCACUCGUUCUCCAGCCGGACCGAUCUCAAUCACUGGAAUGGUGCUGGGCUGUCGGGAACGAGCUGUGGAGACCUUCACGGCACUUCACUCUGGGGGGCCCCCCAUUAUUCCACAAGCCUGUGGGGGCCUCCCAGCAGCAGCGACCCCCGGGGAAUGAGCAGCCCGUCCCCCAUUAAUGCUUUUCUUUCUGUUGACCACCUGGGUGGGGGUGGAGAGUCCAUGUAGCGCGUAGACGCAGACUCACGAACUGUGACCUCAAGACGCGAAAGAAAGGAGCACUAAGUUGGGCUCGCCGCCUGCAGCCAGGGGCCACCUGUGGGAACAGCUAUUCUCUGCACAUUUUCCACUUUGUUUUCCCUGAAACAUAUCAGUUUGAAUACUUGAAUCAUGCAGGCCAAUAUUAUAAUGUGAAAAGGUAUCUAUCUAUUUACACUCCCAAAUAGCGCCAUACAUGCUAAACCGUAUAGAAUGAGCUCACGUGUAUAGUCAUCAUGUUUAGCCUUUGGGUUUGGUUUCUUUUUGUUUUUUUGUUUUUUGCCUUCCUUGUUUCCCUCCCCGUCCCUUACCCCAUUUUCAUUUUCUUCCCCCCCCUUUUCUUUUUUUUCUUUUCCUUUUUUUUUUUUUUUUUUGGCAAAACCAUUUUUUUGGGCUGAUAAUGUAUGAGCUUUUAACUUUGCACUGAAUGAUGUUCUCUCCGUCUCAUCGGCAAUAUGGGGGGGCAGCUGUUCCAGUGUAAAUGUUUACUCAAGGAUGUUCUUAAAAGGUGUGCGCUCUCUACUAUGCCUUGAUGUUUGCCUACCUUAUUGUGGUGUUGUGGAGUUUAAAACAUCGAGUUCUGAUGCUGACUUAGGACUAUAAUGAAAGUAUUGCACCAGUGUUUUCAUGUUCUAAAACUAAAGAAUUUCGCUCUGCAGUUUGAAAAACUGUGGCCACAGCUGUGACUUGCAGCCCCCCCUGCCACCCAGGACGGGCCCUGCACUUUGAAUAGGCUUUCCAUUUUGUUUUGAAGGUUCCCACGUUGAACCUUCUUGUUUACAGAUUUUUUUGUUUGUUUUUUGAGAAAAAAAAAAUGUUUACUCUUCCAUCAUUUAAAAAAAAUGUAAAAGACAAAAAAAAAAAAAUGGAGGAUGAUUUACAAGAUGCUUUCUAUCUCUGGGAAAAAGGAGCAGCAUUUGGCCAUGUCCUUUUGUUUUUCUAUUCCUGUCCUAAAUCGAAGAGCAUGGUUCUCAGGAAAACCAGUUCCCCAGUUAGGAAAAAAUAAAAAAAUAAAAAGUUAAAAAAAAAAAAAAAACCUCCUUGUAGUUUCUUAUAGGAAAAAAAGAAAACCCCGACUUUUAGCACUGAUACUACACAUUGCUCUGUUCAAGAAUUUUCUCUGCCAAAAAUAAAAAAAAAUAAAAAAGAAGAAAAAACAAAAAAAAAACGCUUGAAGCUGGAGUCGACAUUCUGCUUUCAGAUGCUGUCUUUUUAUUAGUGAGUGAUGAUGGUUUGCUAAUAAUCGAUAGGUGAUAAUAAUUUUUGUAAUCCCAUCAAGUGGCUCUCUGUUUCUGCUCUCUUGUGACUGUGUUAAUGUUGAACUGUUGUACCUUAAAGCCGAAAUCAGUAACUAUGCAUACUGUAGCCACGGUAUUGGGCUCACAGAAUUGUUCGUUGUAUAAAGAUUUUAAAUGUUGUUGCAAACUAACGAGUUACACCGUUUUUAAACUUCCUUUCUCUCCUCGCCCCCCCCCCCCUUUUUUGCCCACAAAUGGUAUUAUAAUGCUUGCUUAGUCAAAGAAGACGGGCCAAACGAGGGUAAACAUUUUAACAGCGCAGAAUUUGCCAUCAUUUCAUUGCCUUGAUGCUAACUGUUUGUGUCCUAAGAUGCAAAAGAAGUCAGUGGCUUUUAACUGUUUACAAAUAGAAUGUGAUUGUAAAAUGUACAGUUUGGUUGUGUUUGAAUUAUGAAAUCCCUCCCAAUAUAAUAAACCAUGACUUUUUGGCUGCUCAA
This is a messenger RNA of Felis catus (domestic cat), 8850 nucleotides long. It is a transcript of the gene TNRC6A, whose product is annotated as trinucleotide repeat containing adaptor 6A. Gene Ontology annotation, biological process: positive regulation of nuclear-transcribed mRNA poly(A) tail shortening; miRNA-mediated post-transcriptional gene silencing. The coding region runs from base 1266 to 7085 and encodes 1939 amino acids. The transcript has 24 exons. NCBI's taxonomy places the organism in Eukaryota, Metazoa, Chordata, Mammalia, Carnivora, Felidae. The record is from RefSeq and is a predicted model, not a curated record. Gene Ontology annotation, molecular function: nucleic acid binding. Gene Ontology annotation, cellular component: nucleoplasm; P-body.